This is a messenger RNA of Stegastes partitus (bicolor damselfish), 3773 nucleotides long. RefSeq names its product G protein-coupled receptor 108 (gene gpr108). Lineage: Eukaryota; Metazoa; Chordata; Actinopteri; Pomacentridae. Gene Ontology annotation, cellular component: Golgi apparatus; membrane. Bases 514 to 2193 code for a protein of 559 amino acids. Gene Ontology annotation, biological process: transport. The transcript is spliced from 18 exons. The record is from RefSeq and is a predicted model, not a curated record.
ACAACUCGUUCAAGGUGUAGUCAAAACCGUGGAAGUGAGAAACUCCAUUGUUUGCACCGAAAAUUAAGACACGAUGGUGGACUAUUCAUGUGGAGACCUUUUAUAACUCGCAUUUCUUCUGUUUUCGUAGAUCGGCUGCACUGUGUGGUCCGCCGAUACGCAUCUUAGGCGAUGUAUCUGCUGUAAACCCGCAGCUGACGCUUGUGUCCGAACCUUGCUGAAUAUUUUGUUCUUGUAUUCAACACCAGGAAGCGAGAUCUUGCCAUCUACAAGCUGUUACCUUACGCGAUGAAAACACAAAAGAACCGGAAAACAACAUGUUAAUGGUCACAAUCUGACAGUAAACGACGUUAUUUGGGUGUUGCUGCACUAAAUUUGAAGGCUAACCUCACAGUAACUGACUUCGUAUACCGUGCAGACGGCUAGCCAGCUUGCUAUUUAGCCAUCUGGCAGGAUCGUAGCUCGCUAACAUUAGCACUUGGUUACCGUUAGCAAGUUGGUUUCUGCCUGGUGAUGGCUGAGGCACACAGGAGCUGUUUUGUGGCUGGAUUUUUACUCCUUAUACUGCUGUGUGGGUGCAAAGCCAGGAUACACCAGCUCACACUGAAGGAUGAAAUUCGGUCUGCCGUCGACCUCAACAACUUUGGUUUCUACGCAAACGGAACUUUGGAUGUCAACCUGCGUUCCCUGCGACUUGCACAGCAGCAGGUGAACUACACUGUAUACCCGGUGGGUUUCAGCCUGUCCAGGUCCCGGGUUAAUGGAGUUUUGUCCUACACAGCAGAGGAGACGGAGAUAUGCCCGCUCAGUAGUCCAAAGUCAGCCAAUGAUGAGCCUCUCAUUCUUUUUCUUUUUGAUAUCAAUGACCUCAGUGUCAAUAUGAAAGCUAUAGGUACUCAAGACAACAUCUUGACAGCAAAGCCAAAGGGUCAGAGGAAAGCCAGAGAUACCCAGGAUAAAACACCAGAGAAUGUAAACAAAAAGACAGUCGAGCCACACGAGCAGUCAGAAGUUGACAAGAAGAGUGAGGAACCUCCGGUUAAGACCAAAGAAGAAAAAACAAACCCUGAAGUCGAAUCUAAGAAAGAGGAGGAAAAUACAUUCAAUCUGGAGACGCAUCCCCACCUGAUUUUAGCUUUGGACAAAAAUAACGGCAGUUACAACUUUAGUUUCCACAUGGAGAUUGGCCCGAAGGCACAGGGUCUGUACACGCUCAAGUUCCACUACUGUCAGAACCGGGUGCCUGGAACCAAACAGCCCUACUCAUUCACGGUGGACGUGAGAGAGAAGAAUCUCGAUGGCUUCCUGUCUGCAGCUGAAAUUCCUCUGUCUCGCCUUUACAUUUGUAUGGCUGGAGUCUUCUUCACCGCUGCCAUGGUUUGGGUGUACACCCUCAUGAAACACAGGUACAGCGUGUUUAAGAUCCACUGGCUCAUGGCAGCGCUGGCGUUCACCAAGUCCACGUCCCUGGUUUUCCACAGUAUCAACUAUCACUUCAUCAACACCGAGGGCCAUCCUAUUGAAGGCUGGGCUGUCAUGUAUUAUAUAACACAUCUGCUCAAAGGGGCUCUCCUGUUCAUCACACUGGCUCUGAUUGGCACCGGCUGGGCCUUCGUCAAAUACAUCUUGUCUGACAAGGAGAAGAACAUCUUCAUGAUUGUCAUUCCUCUGCAGGUCCUCGCUAAUGUCGCCUACAUCAUCAUCGAGUCUACCGAGGAAGGCUCCAGUGAAUACUAUCUGUGGAAGGAGAUCCUCUUUCUGGUCGACCUCAUCUGCUGCGGAGCCAUCCUUUUCCCUGUUGUCUGGUCAAUCCGUCACCUACAAGAGGCAUCGAGCACCGAUGGCAAAGCCGCCAUGAAUUUGGAGAAGCUCAAACUCUUCCGGCAUUAUUAUGUGAUGAUCGUGUGUUACAUCUACUUCACGAGGAUCAUAGCCAUUCUGCUCAAGAUCACCAUGCCUUUCCAGUGGCAGUGGUGUUAUGAGUUUCUGGUGGAGGUGUCUACUCUGAUCUUUUUUGUGCUGACGGGCUACAAGUUCCGACCGGCGUCCAACAACCCCUACCUCCAGCUUCCCCAGGACGAGGAAGACGUAGAGAUGGAUGAAGUAGUGACAGAGUCGGGGGCACUGGAGGGGAUUUCCAAAGUCAAGAAGACGUCUAACGGACGCGAGCGCCAGAAAGAGUCCACCUUGUGAGCGGGAUGCUGCACCUUUGAGGGAGACCAACUAAACAUCCCCGGGCCAGCCGGUACAAAGGGGUUACACAUGGACCAAGGCUCCCCACUCGUGAUGACAGCUCUCCUUUUGAAACUCUUGACGUGGUUGCAGUGGCCGUGCCCACUGUCUGGCUAUGCAAAAAAAAAAACAAAAAAAAGAAAAAAAAACAAAAGACUAACUUGUUGGACGCUCUUCAUUUCCUUGGAACACUCCACCCAGAAACUCAGAGAGGUUUCAGGAGGCUCCUGCCACAUGGACAGGUGGAGAUAUGGAAAGGAGCUCUGAUCUCUUUAUAGAUUUCAUUUCUCUCUCUCUCUCUCUCUCUCUUUCUCUCUCUCCAAAGAUAAUUAUCAUUUUAGAAAAAGACGAUUUUGGGUGUGUUUAUAUCGACUAUUUAAACCGGUACUCCUGCGAGCCUCUUAGCUGUACCUUUUCGUGUGUGACGUGAGUACACGUGUGUGUGAAUGUGAGACAACACAAGAUUUGAACACAACAGUUGGUUGUUUUUUUUUUUCGCCCCUUUGGAGACGAUAGCCCACACUCAGGUAAAAGGCUAAUCAGUAUAUUUAACAGUAAGACAACGACUCCUCAUGUCUCUUUCCCACUGUUCAGGGGUCAGUAGUGUCCCAUCAGUCAGUACACAGCUUCAUCACCACACUGUACGGUAUGAUACUUUUUUUCUUAUCUAUUUGAUUUGUAUAUUGAAAUAUAUGGAUGUAAGAGGUUGUAUAUUUCAAUAUAUUGACUUGUUGCAUAUUGAAAUGUUCUAUUUCAGUAUUAUCGUUUCUGUUGGAGAGGGAAGAGUUCCUCCCCGUCCGUCACUUGGACCGCUGCUGUAAUUUAGUGCUUUAGUGGUUGAGGACACCUUACAUCUCUGAAUUCAGCCCACAUGGUGACAUGUGGACCUCCUUGAUGAAUAAACAGGUUUUCGGAUCGGGCUCUACACUAGUCAGAGCAGUGGCCCUGCUUGUGUUCAAUGACGGCCUUGUUCUUGUUUUUUUUAUUUUCCCCCCUGUGUUGGCAUCGCCGUGCCAAUCUGGGCAGAGAAGUGACCUAACUGAUUUUUGAAUUUGCCUGCUUUUGGUUUUACCUUUUUGCUCUUGAUGUGAAGCUUAUUUUAAUAAUUAUCGAUGACUUAUUGGUUUGUGGAAGAUCAGCAAUGUGUGCAGCCAGCCAGGCAGGGUAGGUUUGUAAAUAGGACUGUCGACACAAAAGAAGGCACAUAACACUUUUCAUGAGAACCGCGUAGAGGCUUUGUAGAGUGUUUCGGACAGUGUCUACAGGUACCGUUUCAAUGAGAUUUUUUGAUUCCUUCAAUUGACAAACGCGAGGAAACAGGGAAAGACUACUGAGAUUCAACCGCAGUCCCUCCUGUUCAGGGAUGACCGAGCUUCACAGUGUUUACAGGCCGCUGGUUCCAGCCUCUGGGUGUCCAGGAGGGAACAGUCAGUGUAGCUUCACGUCAGUUAACUGAAGAAGGUUUUCUGCUUGUUCCGGAGGGCUGUUUGAUGUCUGUAUGAACUGUCACAAUAAAGCUGGAAUUCUGGAAAGGUCUCCGA